Messenger RNA from Zingiber officinale, 2171 nucleotides. Its product is annotated as ABC transporter G family member 4-like. Gene Ontology annotation, cellular component: membrane. Lineage: Eukaryota; Viridiplantae; Streptophyta; Magnoliopsida; Zingiberales; Zingiberaceae. Bases 210 to 2057 code for a protein of 615 amino acids. Gene Ontology annotation, molecular function: ABC-type transporter activity; ATP hydrolysis activity; ATP binding. The transcript has a single exon. The record is from RefSeq and is a predicted model, not a curated record.
UAGAACGAGCGAUUUCAUCUUUCGUUACAUAAUCCGUUACGUGACUAUAAAUUACAGUUUAAAUAUUGUAUUAUCGCAUUGCAUGCAUCAUGCAUUCAUGGAUGGCACCAUGGCAGCAAUCUGCUUCCUCUCGUACAGCUACAAAAACUAAGUGCAAUAGUAGUUAGACGCUAGUGCCGCCGUUGCCAUUGGGCUGUUCUUCGGUUGAGAUGGCCGGAGAUCCUUUGUCGUCGCCGCCGUCGGCUGUUCUUGAAGAGAUGACGAUCAAGAAGACUUACGAACUUUCCGCUCACUCCAUCUUCUACGCCAGGCCCGCCGCUGCCAUCGAUGCCCUGAAGCUGCUCGUCCUUGGGCCAUGUUGCCCCUCCCCGCCACCACACUACAUCCUCCGCGACGUCUCCCUCACCGCCCGCCCUGGCGAGCUCCUCGCCGUCGUCGGGCCCAGCGGCGCCGGGAAGUCCACCCUCCUCGAUAUCCUCGCCGCCUGCACCGCCCCCACCGCCGGUCAUCUCCGUCUUAACUCCUCCCCUCUCCAUUCUGCCUCCUUCCGCCGCCUCUCCGCCCACGUCCCCCAGCACGAUGCCUCCCUCCCGCUCCUCACCGUCGCCGAGACCUUCGCCUUCGCCGCCCGCCUCCUACUCCCCCGGCUCUCCUCCUCCGCCACCGACACUGUCAUCGCCUCCCUCCUCGCUGACCUACGCCUCUCCCACCUCGCCCGGACCCGCCUCUCCGGAAACCUCUCCGGCGGCGAACGCCGCCGCGUCUCCAUCGGCCUCAGCCUCCUCCGCGACCCCGCCGUGCUGCUCCUCGACGAGCCCACCUCCGGCCUCGACAGCUCCUCUGCCCACCUGGUCCUCCAGUCGCUCCGCGGCGUCGCCGCCUCGCGCCGCACCACCGUCGUCCUCUCCAUCCACCAGCCCAGCGCCCGCCUCCUCUCCUCCAUUGAUUCACUCCUCCUCCUCUCCAAGGGCUGCGUCAUCCACCACGGUUCUCUCUCCGCCCUCGAUCACUCCCUGCUCUCCUCCGGCUUCGCCGUGCCCACGCAGCUCAACCCCCUCGAAUACGCCAUGGAGGUACUCGAUGAAAUGCCCCACCCAACCACCACAGCCAUCAUAGCCCAGAAAGCCGCCUCCGCCAGGUUAAAGAUCAUCUCCAAGAGUCCCAAAGAAGAAGAAGAAGACGACGAUGACAUACCCGUGCAUUAUUCGAGUUCCCGCCUGCGAGAAGUCGCCACCCUCUACGGCCGCUGCUGGAAAUUGGUGUACCGCACGAAGCAGCUCCUCCUGGCGAACACGCUGGAAGCCCUAAUCGUCGGCAUCCUCCUCGGGACAAUCUACAUCGACUUGGGCUUCAACGACGAGGGCGUCGUGAAGCGGCUCGGCCUUUUCGCCUUCACCCUCACCUUCCUCCUCUCCACCACCACCGAAACCCUCCCGAUCUUCGUAGGCGAGCGCCCGAUCCUCCUCCGGGAGACCUCCUCCGGCCUCUACCGCCUCUCCUCCCAUCUCGUCGCCGGCACCCUCGUCUUCCUGCCCUACCUCCUCGCGAUCUCCCUCCUCUACGCCGCCGCGGUCUACUUCCUAGCUGGGCUCUGCGCCUCCUGGGCCGCCUUCGCCGACUUCGUUCUGGUCGUCUGGGCGCUCGUCCUCACCGGCAACUCCUUCGUGCUGUUCGUGAGCGCGAUGGCGCCGGACUACAUCGCCGGGACGUCGCUGGUGACCCUGUCGCUGGCGGGCUUCUUCCUCUUCUCCGGCUACUUCAUCUCGAAGGAGAGCAUGCCCAGCUUCUGGGUGUUCGCGCACUACCUGUCGCCGUACAAGUACGGUCUGGACGCGCUGCUGGCGAACGAGUACAGCUGCCAGGCGCGCCGCUGCUUCGGGCGGUCUGGCGUGGAGAUGGGCGGCGCGUGCCUGGUGACCGGCAGCGACGUGUUGCAACGCCGAGGGCUGAGCGGCAGCGAGGGGUGGGCCAACCUCCAGGUGUUGGCCGGCCUCUUUGUCUUCUACCGCGUCCUCUACUGGGCCGUCCUCUGCAGACGCGCGUCUUCUUCCUCUUAACUAGUAAUUAAUUAAUUUUUGUUGGCUUGGAUCAUUAGAUCCCAUCGACGAUCGAUCAAUUGUGUGUAUUAAUCAGCUCAACCUAUAAUAAUUGAUGCUCACUGUUUGUAAUAA